AGCAACCCCUCACCUACCUAAAAAAAAAAGGGGGAAAAAGAAAAAGAGAAAGAAGAAAUUGAUUUUUGUAAAGUAAAAAGGAAAGAAAAGAAGGAAAAAGCAUGUGUAUAGCAGUAUGGAUCUGGCAAUCCCAUCCCCUCUAUCCUCUUAUACUUCUCCUCAACAGAGAUGAAUAUCACACCAGGCCUACUAAGCCACUCUCAUGGUGGGAAGAUUCUUCUAACAUAUUGGGUGGCAGGGACUGCCUUGCAGGGGGCACUUGGUUGGCUUGUACUAGAAAUGGGCGCUUGGCUUUUCUAACUAAUGUGAGGGAACCUGACCGAAUUUCUAAUGCAAAGAGUAGAGGAGCACUGCCACUACAUUUCUUGGAGAGCAGAAAGAGCCCACUAGAGUUUGCAAAUGAGGUGGCGAAGGAAGGAGAUCAGUAUAAUGGGUUUAAUCUCAUAUUAGCUGAUCUUUGUUCAAAGACCAUGAUUUAUGUCUCCAAUAGGCCUAAAGGAGAGCUCUCUCCCAUUCAAGAGGUGUCUCCAGGCAUUCACAUUCUCUCAAAUGCAAAACUAGACACUCCCUGGCCUAAGGCUCAACGCUUGCAUGAAAAUUUCAAGGUCCUACUUGAUGCAUAUGACAAGGAAGAAAUUCCCGAGAAAGAGAUGAUCGAACGGCUGAUGGGAGACCACCUUAAAGCUGAUAAGGAGAAGCUACCUAAUACUGGUUGUGAUCCCGAGUGGGAAUUCAACCUAAGUUCUAUAUUUAUUGAUGUUGAAACUGAGCUGGGCCGCUACGGCACUAGAAGCAUGGCUGCUUUGUCUGUAAAAGAUAGUGGAGAAGUUAGCUUCUAUGAAAAGUAUCUGGAGAAGGAAAUCUGGAAGGAGCACACCAUAAACUAUCCGAUCGUAAAGAUGGAAUAAAUGUCUCUGUUCAAGACUCGACGAUCACCACAGCAGUUAUUGCUGUCACGUUCCUUGAUGUUGUUGGGAUAUUAGCACAGUUGCUGUUUUCGCUGUUUAUUUUGUGAUGACAAAUCCUAUGAUCCUUGAGCAAUUUGCAGUGUCCUUGAGCUUUCCGUUUGUACAGAUGGGGCCCAUGGAUAAAUGUUCUAUAUAUUGCCCAGAAUGAAGGAUUGUAAAAAUCUGAUCAACUAGAGGUCACCGUUUGAAAGGUUAAGAUUAUUUCGUCA
Magnolia sinica is the source of this 1177-nucleotide messenger RNA. RefSeq lists its product as uncharacterized. NCBI's taxonomy places the organism in Eukaryota, Viridiplantae, Streptophyta, Magnoliopsida, Magnoliales, Magnoliaceae. The transcript has 5 exons. The record is from RefSeq and is a predicted model, not a curated record. The coding region runs from base 102 to 908 and encodes 268 amino acids.